AUGAACAUGCUUCUGGAGAACAAUUUCGAGGUGAUUCACUACGACAUCAUCUCCCACUCUUCCGUUUCUCUUCAGCGCUACCCGUGGUAUAUUGCUAAUAUCUUCCCUUUCGAGACCUUUAUUCUUCUCAUCAGUGCACUGGCAGGCCGCGACGGUGGCCAGACCGUCGACAUAGCCUGGCAUGUCAUCAACCAAGUCUAUGAGCACCACCCUUGCUUCACCACGGAUUCGAAUGACCCAUUGUACUGGGCACUAGGAAACUUGAUGUUGCGGGUCUGGCAGCAGAGAAUCGCAGCCUCAAGGAACAGUGGAAUAGAACUUCCUUUGGAGCCAUCAUGCAUUGGUCAAUUCGCGCGCCGCCGAACUGCCAUGGCACGGAAUGCCCAGCCGCAAGUCACAAGCGCCAGCGGUGAAUACGGACAGCAAUUUUCAGGCAACGCCAGAGCAGAUAUCACAAGUUCAGGUCUGGCUGCAAGAGGCUGGUGA
This is a messenger RNA of Colletotrichum orchidophilum, 486 nucleotides long. RefSeq lists its product as uncharacterized. The transcript has a single exon. The coding region runs from base 1 to 486 and encodes 161 amino acids. The record is from RefSeq and is a predicted model, not a curated record. Lineage: Eukaryota; Fungi; Ascomycota; Sordariomycetes; Glomerellales; Glomerellaceae.